Molecule: messenger RNA, 483 nt
Organism: Dromiciops gliroides (monito del monte)
Lineage: Eukaryota; Metazoa; Chordata; Mammalia; Microbiotheria; Microbiotheriidae
Product: fatty acid-binding protein, heart-like
Exons: 1
Coding region: 1-405 (134 amino acids)
Biological process (GO): fatty acid transport
Cellular component (GO): nucleus; cytosol
Molecular function (GO): fatty acid binding
Source: RefSeq, a predicted model, not a curated record
AUGGCAGAAGUUUUCGUUGGCACCUGGAAGCUGGUUGACAGCAAGAACUUCGAUGACUACAUGAAGUCCAUUGGCGUUGGAUUUGCCACAAGGCAGGUGGCCAGCAUGACCAAGCCCACCACUAUCAUCGAGGUCAGUGGGGACACCAUCACCAUCAAGACUCAGAGCACUUUCAAGAAAACCGAGAUCUCCUUCAGGCUUGGAGUAGAAUUUGACGAGACAACAGCUGAUGACAGGAAGGUCAAGUCUACCGUCACACUGGAUGGAGGCAAACUUGUCCAUGUGCAGAAGUGGAAUGGGCAGGAGACCACACUCACUGGGCAGCUCCAGGAUGGAAAAUGCAUUCUGACGCUAACCCACUGCAGUGUCGUCUCUGUUAGGACCUAUGAGAAGGAAACAGCUUGAAGCCAGCCCACCUGUUCACUGUCAACUCCUGCAGAUGGCUACCACUGAACUCAACACCAGAUUGCCUCAUUUCUCUCC